Pelagomonas calceolata is the source of this 2721-nucleotide messenger RNA. Lineage: Eukaryota; Pelagophyceae; Pelagomonadales; Pelagomonadaceae. The record is from the annotation of a GenBank genome assembly.
AGCGGCGCAAGAGAGCGGAGCGCUAAAGCAGGCCGCAGGCGCUGCCCGAGCCCACACAAGGCGCCAUGGAGACCACCCCCGGGUCAACCAUGGCCGCCCCGCCCUUAUCGGAGGGCGGCACGACGACCUACCGCGAGCUCAAUAGGGACAAGACGCGCCUGCCGCGGUGGAUGGACGACGUGAUGCACCGGAAGCCGCGCUGGGCCUCCGACGCGUACAACGACGAGCCCGCUUCCGUCACGGAAGGUGUAAGGACUCAAAGAGCUAGGCAUGCCGCGGUCUUCGAGGAGCUGCGACGGCAAGUGCGCGUGCACUCGCCCCAGUUGUCGAAGCUGCUCGGGAAAGUGUGGCUCGGCGAGGACGAGCUCGUGAAGAAACUUUGUGUGGAGGCGGACAAGGUCCACGAUACGAUCGUAUCGAGUCAGAAGGAGCGUUCAGAAUUGAUCAAGCAGUCGAAGAAAGCACUGUCUAUCGUUGAGAGGCAAUUGGCCGACGUCAAGUAUGAGCUAGCUGUAUCGAAAGCCACUUUACGUGAAAGAGAAGCGGAGUGCGCGUCGAACAAGUCCCUCGUGGAAAGUCUCAACGAGGAGCUCGGAGCUCUGCGGGAGCAAGUGGGCAAAUACGUCGAGGGCCACGUCGACGACAUCGGGGACCGGUACGAAGCUUUGAAGGCUGAGAGGAUGAAGCUCAUGACGGAGGAGGACCCUGCCACGGGCGAAGCCUAUCCCCUCGCCGAGAUCGAACGACUCGCGAAGAAUCGCCUGCAAGGCGUCUUCGAGAUGAACGACGAAGUGGACGAGAUCCUCGCGAAGUGCCAACGCAGUCACGACUCGCUGAAGCAUGGUCUGAGGGAUCUGACGGGAUUGGUCGCUAGUGUCGACCCCGACGACUUCCGCGUGUCCAAGUCCUACAAACUCAAGAAGAAGCCGUCUACUGACGUUGGUUGUCAACAUGUUACGAUUAAGGUGGAAGGUGUUCGUGUCAAUAAAUCCUUACCACCACCUGUUGUUGAGGAGCCGGCGGAAGAAGGUCUCACGAUGCCUCUGUUGCUGCGGAAGCAGAUGUGCGAGUUCCCUCCCUCCCAAAGGAUACCGUCGUUGCAAGCUACUUUGAGACUUAUAUUAUCGUUAUAUCUGGAAAAACUCAUGUAUGACAAGCUCUGCGACGCGAACCACAAACGAAGGGUGGAACUGGGCGCGUUUCCCCACAAAUAUCUACUGAAGAAGUUCGGGCUGCAGAAUUUGGCGGACGAGCAAUGUACGCAGCUCGUGGCCGCUGUCGCGUACCACAAGGACGAGUCGAAGCGAGUUAGACUAUUUGGUGAGUAUUUAGGGAUGGGCGACUUCGCGAGGCCGCCGGUCUAUGGCGUGCGCGAUGGGAACUUCGUCUUCGGUAUUUUGGUCGCUUUACGCAAGGCGAACGAGUUCACGGAGGCGGUUUGUAGCGGCGUCCGUUCACGAGUCGACGCGAGUCGCGCGUCGCGUCGAUGGCGUCAAGAGUGGCGGCAGCAGUCCGGCCGACGCUCGCGCUGGCGCCCACGCCGUCGCCGCGACGGCAUGCCACAGCGAGUGUGUCGACACGACGUACGCCAUCGACGCGUCGACGAGGGGAUUCCCACGCGUUUGACGCACACAGGUCCUCCAGGACAAGGACCAGCAGAUCGACAUUAACCGGAAGAAAGCUGUUGAUGUGAUGCGGGCGUGCUUUAAGCCGAUCCUGCCGGACCAGGGCGCGAAACUACUACACCGAGUGCAGAACCUACCCCCACCUAGUGUGUCGAGAAAUCCGAAGUGCAUCGAUCUCGACGAUCUCUUAGAAUUAACCCACAACACCUGGGCAACCACGUCAAGGAACUGGCGCACGCAUCUCGAGUUCUUAUAUGCACGACAUGCCAACCUCUACCGAGUCAAGGAAGAAAUGCGUUUCGCGAAUGACAAUGGGAUACUGUCGCAGGACGUCAUCCUGGUCCAAGAAGAACGGGCGAAGAACUACACGCUGCGAGAUGCGCGUAGACCUCUCUACGACCUCCAGCAACAAGGCGACGUCGUGUCGCAGCUGAUGAAGGAACGGGCGUCGAUGGACGACGACGAUCUCCACGGCAAGAAGCGGCCGGAGCUGGUGGCGGCCAUGCCCUUCGAAGCGUUCGAUGCUUGUAUCCGGGAGAUAGAUCCCUAUGUCGAGGAAAAUGAUAUUCGAAGGAUUUUUGACGAUUGUAAAAAAUUACAAACGCAUCGCAUCGAGACGUCGUUCCGGGAAUUAUGGGUCAGACAUGAACUUGUUGAUGGUGUCGCGAAUAUCAACCAGCCUCCGGAUGAGGAACCGGUCCUCUCGAAAUUGAUGCGAGGCGUGGAACCUUCGUUCGAGACCACGCGGAAGAUGAAGGCGUUACCUCGCAUGAAAUCGCCGAAAAAACGCAAAGAAGGUUUUGAUGUCCCAAGGGCGGAAGAUCCCGAGGACCCCCACGCGGCCUACUUCUGGUACAGCAAAGAGUUCGAGACGAGCGUCUGGACGCCGCCGUGGGACCCGAAGCUGUUCGAGGUGCAGGAGGUCGAGCGGGACGUGUUCUUGGAGGUGUGCUUGGACGAGUUCUUGCUUCCCAACUCGCCCUUUGGCUCAUUAUUGGACAAGCUGCCGACGGACCUCUGGCCGAACGCGGAGGCGUACCUGGAGCAGCUCGAGGGGGGCGAGACGCUGUUCUAAGUUACUAGUACUGAACGAAGA